AUGGCGGUGGACAUCACGCUGCUGUUCCGGGCCAGCGUCAAGACCGUGAAGACACGGAACAAGGCGCUGGGAGUGGCGGUGGGCGGCGGGGCUGAUGGCAGCCGUGACGAGCUUUUCCGCCGGAGCCCUCGGCCCAAGGGCGACUUUUCCAGCCGGGCCCGCGAAGUGGUGAGCUGUAUUGGGGAAAUCAAUGAUUUCCUUUUGGAGCAUAGAAGGGAAAAGGUAACUAACUACAGCCAUAUCAUGUCUGAAUAUGGGAGGAUGACAGACACGGAGCGGGACCAGAUAGAUCAGGAUGCUCAGCUGUUCAUGAGGACCUGCUCAGAAGCCAUCCAGCAGCUGCGAGCAGAAGGUACCGUGCUCUGGAAGACACCAACAGACGACCUGAAUACAUCUAAGCUGGAGCCAGAACCCAGUGCAAAGACAAGAGAGCCCAUAUCUUCUGAGACUGAUUCACAAAACCCUCUGCAAGACUCUGAAGAAAAACCUGUUGCUGACGAGUAUCCAGGUUCCCAUUCGCCGAGCAGCUCCGCAGACAGUACCAGUGCCCCUCAGGACAACCCUCGGGGGUGUAGGUUCCCCAGCUUCGCCCAGAUGAGGCUUCUCAGAGAAGCUGAGUCACCUGCCCCAGGCGAGAAGCUCCUACCAGUGCGCCCUGGACGUCUGCGUGGGUCUGCUGGACCCUGCAGCCCGCGGUACACAUGCCGCCUCAAGGAGUCCCUGCGUUUAUCCAGCGAGAGACUCCAUCUGCACCACGGCUCGAUGAGCCCAGAAGACGCCAGAAGGAAGGCCUCCCCUCUGGGAGCGGCUGGCACGGGCCAGUUUGAACAAGAGAACCAGCGACUCAUCGGCGAAAUGAGCAGCCUGUUUGAGGAAGUGAGGCAAAUUGAAGGAAAAGUGGUUGAAAUCUCCAGGCUUCAAGAGAUAUUCACGGAAAAAGUUUUGCAACAGGAAGCAGAGAUUGACAGCAUCCACCAGCUGGUUGUGGGGGCGACAGAGAACAUAAAGGAGGGCAACGAAGACAUAAGAGAGGCCAUCAAGAACAACGCUGGCUUCCGCGUGUGGAUCCUCUUUUUCUUGGUCAUGUGUUCUUUCUCCCUGCUCUUCCUGGACUGGUACGACAGCUAG
Messenger RNA from Orycteropus afer afer, 1128 nucleotides. RefSeq names its product syntaxin 18 (gene STX18). Gene Ontology annotation, molecular function: SNAP receptor activity. Gene Ontology annotation, biological process: retrograde vesicle-mediated transport, Golgi to endoplasmic reticulum; intracellular protein transport. Gene Ontology annotation, cellular component: endoplasmic reticulum; SNARE complex; membrane. The record is from RefSeq and is a predicted model, not a curated record. The transcript is spliced from 12 exons. The coding region runs from base 1 to 1128 and encodes 375 amino acids. Lineage: Eukaryota; Metazoa; Chordata; Mammalia; Tubulidentata; Orycteropodidae.